GCAGGGAAACUGCUAUGUGCUCAUGGUAAUGGAUUACUUCACUAAGUGGCCCGAGGCGUACGCGGUACUGGACCACCGGUUAGUGGAAGAGAUGUUCUACUGUUUCGGGGCACCAGAGAAGCUCUACAGUGACCAGGGUAGGUCGUGAAAGAGGUGUGUGAUCGGCUGGGGGUGUGGAAGAUGCGCACCGCACCUCUCCACCUGCAGAGCGAUCAUCUGGUGGAGUGUUUCGCUCACCACGCAACUCUCUGUUCUCACUUCCCAACACCAGCGCGACUUGGACAGACACCUGCCCCUGGUCCAAUAGGCAUGCCACUCUGCUGUCUAGGAGUCCACUGGGUGCAUCCCCGCCCUGUUCAUGUUUGGGUGUGAGCUGAGAACACCGGUGGACUUAGCUUUUGGCAGCCCGCCGGAGCCCGAGACCCUUGAUACACCUGAUCAGUUCCUGUCAAGAACUCCUGAGAUGAAGCGAAGGGCUUCAGAAACCAGUCCAUUUGGGGACUGUAAGAAGGGGGUCCCUGCCACAGUAAAAGGUUUUAAAAAUGUCCAAGAGGACAGAUCAGUGUCACCUGUACCCAGCUGUGUGUCCAUGAAGAGUGAUGCAUCAAUGAUGCAACCUAUGAAGUUUAAGGAUGAACAGUUUUCUACAGGACAAAGUGUCCAACAGGAGAGAUCAGUGUCACCUGUACCCAGCUGUGUAUCCAUGAAGAGUGAUGCAUCAGUUCUUCAAGAUUUUCUGCUAACGAGUCAACAGAAACUGAAAUCCCAUCUGAAGAAAUUGUUUGAGUGUAUAUUUGAAGGAACAGCUAAGCAUGGAAACCGAACCCCUCUGAAUGAUAUUUACACAGAGCUCUACAUAACUGAAAGUAGUACUGGUGGGAUCAGUAAUGAGCAUGAAGUAAGACACAUUGAGAGAGCACUCAACAAACCAGCUGUACAAGAAACUAAAAUCAAAUGCAUGGAUAUUUUUACACCCUUACCUGGAGAAGUAACACAUAUAAGAACUGUGCUGACACAGGGGAUUGCAGGCAUUGGGAAAACAGUGUCUGUGCAGAAAUUUAUUCUUGAUUGGGCAGAAGGAAAAGAAAAUCAAGAGAUUAAUUUAAUAUUUUCUCUUGCUUUCCGAGAUCUUAAUUUACUGAAGAAUAAACAAUUCAGUCUGACACAACUGGUUCAUUACUUUCUCCCAGAAUUCAAGGAAUUUGAACUCACUCAGCAUUUAAAUUCAAAAGUCUUGUUUGUCUUUGAUGGUCUGGAUGAGUGUCACCUUCCUCUAGAUUUCAAGAAUAAUGAGGUCUGGUCUGAUGUAACAAAGACAACCUCCCUGGAUGUGUUGUUGACCAGUCUCAUUAAGGGGAAUCUAUUUCAUUCUGCUCUCAUCUGGAUAACUUCCCGUCCAGCAGCCACCAGUCAGAUCCCUCCUGAGCGUGUCCAUCGGGUAACAGAGAUACGAGGGUUCAGUGGUGCUCAGAAGGAGGAGUACUUCAGGAAGAGGUUCAGUGAUCAGGACCUAGUCAACAGGAUCAUCACACAUGUGAAGUCAUCAAGGAGUCUCUACAUCAUGUGUCAUAUUCCUGUCUUCUGCUGGAUUUCAGCUACUGUUCUUGAGAGGCUCUUUGUUGAGGAACACAGUGAAGAAAUUCCCAAGACACUGACUGAAAUGUACACACACUUCCUCAUCUUUCAGACCAGUUUAAAGAAUCUGAAGUAUCUGAAACAACAAGAAACACAGCAUCUUAAAUCUUUAGAAUUAGAUAAAGAAUUUGUUCUGAAACUGGGGAAGCUGGCUUUCAGGAACCUUGAAAAAGAAAAUCUCAUAUUUUAUGAGGAAGACAUGAGAGAGUUUGGCAUUGAUGUCAGUGAAGCUUCAGUGUACUCUGGAGUGUGUACAGAAGUGUUCAGACAGGAGUUUGGAUUGUAUGAGGGGAAGGUUUACUGCUUUGUACAUCUGAGUGUUCAGGAGUAUCUUGCUGCUUUGCAUCAGUUUCUCUCAAAUAGUGAUUCCAACCUGCUGAAGAGAACAGUAGAUCAGGCUUUAGAGAGCAAGAAUGGACAUUUGGACCUCUACCUCCGCUUCCUUCUUGGCCUUUCAAUGGAAUACAAUCAAGAUCUUUUAAAUGGACUACUGACUCAGGCAGGAAGAACACUCCAUAACAAUGAAAAAAUAGUACAUUACAUAUAUAAGAAAAUCAAUGAGAAUCUUUCCCCAGAGAAGACCAUUUAUCUCUUCCACUGUCUGAAUGAACUGAAUGACAAUUCUCUGGUGAAGGAAGUCCAAAAUUAUCUGAACGCAGGUCGUCUUGCAGAAAAAAACAUGAAUCCCACAGAUUGGUCAGCUCUGGCAUUUGUGUUAAUGAUGUCAGCAGAGGAAUUGGAAGAGUUGGACCUGAGAAACUGUGCCUUAAAUGACAAAGGUCUUCAGAGGAUGCUGCCAGUGAUCCAGGUCUCCAGAACUGCUCUGGUGAACAGAUGUUCUCUUACUGAAAGAUGCUGUGAAGGUUUGGCCUCCAUUCUAAGUUCUGACUCGAACCUGAGAGUGUUAGACCUGAGUGACAAUGACCUGCAGGACUCAGGAGUGAAGAUCCUCUCUGCUGGAUUGGGGAACCAACAGUGUAAACUGGAGAUACUGAGGCUGAACAGAUGUUCUCUCACUGAAAGAUGCUGUAAAAGUUUGGCCUCAAUUCUGAGUUCAGACUCAAACCUGAGGGAGUUAGACCUGAAUCACAAUGACCUGCAGGACUCAGGAGUGAAGAUCCUCUCUGCUGGACUGGGGAACCAACAGUGUAAACUGGAGAUACUGAGGCUGAACAGAUGUUCUCUCACUGAAAGAUGCUUUGAAGUUUUGGCCUCAAUUCUGAAUUCAGACUCGAACCUGAGGGAAUUAGACCUGAGUGACAAUGAUCUGCGGGAUUCAGGAGUGGAACUGCUCUCUGCUGGACUAGGCAACAAACGGUGUAAACUGGACACACUAAGACUGAACAGAUGUUCUCUCACUGAAGGAUGCUAUGGAGUUUUGACCUCAGUUCUUAGUUCAGACUCGAACCUGAGGGUGUUAGACCUGAGUGACAGUGAUCUACGAGACUCAGGAGUGGAACUGCUCUCAAAUGGACUGGGAAACAAACAGUGUAAACUGGACACGCUGAGACUGAACAGAUGUUCUCUCACGGAAAGAGGCUGUGAAGAUUUGGCCUCAGUUCUGAGUUCAGACUUGAACCUGAGAGUGUUAGGCCUGAGUGACAAUGACCUGCAGGACUCAGGAGUGCAACUGCUCUGUUACGGACUGGGGAACCAAAAGUGUAAACUGGACACACUAAAGCUAAACAGAUGUUCUUUCACUGGAAGAUGCUGUGAAGUUUUGGCAUCAGUUCUGAGUUCAAACUCAAAUCUGAGAGUGUUAGACCUGAGUGACAAUGACCUGCAGGACUCAGGAGUAGAACUACUCUCUAAUGGACUAGGGAACCAAAAGUGCAAACUGGACACUCUGAGACUCUCUGGCUGUUGUGUCACAGAGAGAGGCUGUACUUCUCUGGCUUCAGCUCUGCAUUUGAACCCCUGCUCACACCUGAGGGAACUGGAUCUGAGCUACAAUCACCCAGGAGACUCAAGAGUGAAGCUGCUCUCUGAUCUACUGGAAGAUCCACACUGUAAACUGGAGACACUGCAUGUGGACCAUGGUGGACAGUAUAGGAUCAGACCAGGACUCCUCAAAUACUCCUACCAGCUCACACUGGACCCCAACACAGCAAACACACACCUAUAUCUGUCUGAGGACAACAGGAAAGUGACAUGGAGUGAAGAAGAACAGAAACAUCCUGAUCAUCCAGACAGAUUUGACUGUUAUACACAAGUUGUGUGUGUAGAGAGUGUGUCUGGUCGCUGUUAUUGGGAGGUUCAGUGGACUGGAAAUGGUGCUGUAAUAGGAGUGACUUAUAAAGGAAUCAGGAGGAAAGGAGACAGUGUUGUCUGUGGGCUUGGAUACAAUAACAGGUCCUGGAGCCUGUUCUGCUCUGAUAAGUUUUACUGUGUUAGUCACAAUAACAUAGACACUGCCAUAGCUGUACCCCGCUCCCGCAGAGUAGGAGUGUAUGUGGACUGUGUGUCCGGCACUCUGUCCUUCUACAGCAUCUCCUCUGGUGAACUGACCCUCCUGUACAGGUUCACCUCCACAUUCACUGAGCCCCUUCAUCCUGCAUUUUGGGUUUCAGGUCCAGGUUCCUCAGUGUCCCUGUGUGAGAUGGGAUAGGAAAACACACACACACACGCACACACACACACACA
Molecule: messenger RNA, 4278 nt
Organism: Scleropages formosus (Asian bonytongue)
Lineage: Eukaryota; Metazoa; Chordata; Actinopteri; Osteoglossiformes; Osteoglossidae
Product: NACHT, LRR and PYD domains-containing protein 3-like
Exons: 14
Coding region: 359-4243 (1294 amino acids)
Molecular function (GO): protein binding
Source: RefSeq, a predicted model, not a curated record